Messenger RNA from Ipomoea triloba (trilobed morning glory), 1295 nucleotides. RefSeq names its product microtubule-associated protein RP/EB family member 1C-like. Gene Ontology annotation, molecular function: microtubule plus-end binding. The record is from RefSeq and is a predicted model, not a curated record. The transcript has 6 exons. The coding region runs from base 63 to 1064 and encodes 333 amino acids. Gene Ontology annotation, cellular component: cytoplasmic microtubule; microtubule plus-end; microtubule organizing center. Lineage: Eukaryota; Viridiplantae; Streptophyta; Magnoliopsida; Solanales; Convolvulaceae. Gene Ontology annotation, biological process: regulation of microtubule polymerization or depolymerization; thigmotropism; spindle assembly.
UCUCUCUGCAAUUAAAGAGUGAACACAAGAAACGCACAGAGAUAAUAAACGGAAAAUUCGAAAUGUCGUCGAACAUCGCAACGAUGGAUUCGGCGUACUUUGUUGGCAGAUCGGAGAUCCUUGCCUGGAUCAACUCUACUCUUCAUCUCAAUCUAUCAAAAGUCGAAGAGGCGUGUACUGGUGCAGUUCAGUGCCAGCUGAUGGACGCCGUGCACCCAGGGAUGGUGCCAAUGCACAAAGUUAACUUCGAUGCGAAGAAUGAGUACGAGAUGAUCCAGAACUACAAGGUCCUUCAAGACGUCUUCAAUAAGCUCAAAAUCACCAAGCACCUCGAGGUUAACAAACUAGUAAAAGGCCGGGCACUGGAUAAUCUGGAGUUCAUGCAGUGGAUGAAGCGCUAUUGUGAUGUAAAUGGAGGGAUUAUACAGAAUUACAAUGCUUUGGAAAGAAGAGAGGCUAGCAAGAGUUGCAAAGAUGUAAGCAAGAAAUCUGCACCAUCACAACCUUCAGCCAAGAAUCCAACUGCUGCCUCCAAGCAUCCGCCUCAUAAUGGUAGAAGAAAUGAUGUUCCCAGUACUAACAGCAUGAAUCCUUCUGGUAAGACCUCCAGGCCAUCCUCAAGUGGAGGUCCCCCUGUCUACUCUGAAGCAGAACGAACUGCGAAUGAACAACAGAUUACAGAGUUGAAACUGUCUGUUGAUAGUCUUGAGAAGGAGAGAGACUUCUACUUCUCAAAGCUGAGGGAUAUUGAAAUCCUUUGCCAGUGCCCGGAGAUAGAAAACAUUCCUGUGGUUCAAGCAAUGAAGCGGAUUUUAUAUGCUGCAGACGAUGAUGCAUCGCUGUUGACAGAAGCUCAAGCCAUGAUCUCUGAGCAUCAUCAAGUUGAGCCACUGGGUUUCAUAUCUGAAUCAGCAGAAGACAGGCUACAAAUUGAUAGCCAGAAGAGGAAGAACAUUACUAAUGAUGAUCUUGAUGCUGCUGCCAUCAACACGUUGUCUCCCAGACAAAGGAUUAGUGAUGCUUCUGAUGUUCAUUGCAGCGGAUCACCCCUUGUGACUUUCUGAUCAUCUCCUCCCAAGGAUGAAUCUCUUUCUCAUCUAUCAUUAUUUACUUCCCGGCUGGAAGCCUGGAAAUCAGCUUUAGCACUGUAAGAAUGAGGGAUUAUUCUGCUCCCAACUUGUACUUUACUGUAUUGUAUGUUCCUAUUGUAUUGCAGUAUGUGAUAUCUGAUCAACUGCUGAUUGUGUAAUGUGGAUGAUAAAUUUAGCAAUUACAUUUUAAAGCUAUUCUGGAAA